Molecule: messenger RNA, 855 nt
Organism: Oryctolagus cuniculus (rabbit)
Lineage: Eukaryota; Metazoa; Chordata; Mammalia; Lagomorpha; Leporidae
Source: RefSeq, a predicted model, not a curated record
AGGAAAAACAUAAUAUUCUGAAUUUACUAUGCACCAUUUCGUCGUUACUGUAUGGGAGGUGUUUGGAGCAGGAAUAGAAACAACCAGUACCACACUAAGAUUCAGAUUCUUGCUACUUAUGAAGCAUUCUGAGAUCACAGUGAAAGUCCAGGAGGAGAUUGAGCAUGUGAUUGACCGACACAGGAGCCCCUGCAUGCAGGACAGGAGCCGCAUGCCCUACACGGACGCUGUGAUACAUGAGAUCCAGAGAUACAUUGCCCUGGUCCCCAGUAACGGGCCCUAUGCAGUGACGCAGGACAUCCAGUUCCGAGGAUACCUCAUUCCAAAGGGCACACACAUACUACCAUCUCUGACUUCUGUCCUCUAUGAUGAGAAAGAAUUCCCUAACCCUGAGAAAUUUGACCCUGGACACUUCUUGGAUGCAAGUGGCAACUUCAGGAAGAGUGAUUACUUCCUGCCUUUCUCUAUAGGAAAAAGAGCUUGUGCUGGAGAGGGCCUCGCCCGCAUGGAGCUGUUCUUAAUCCUGACCACCAUCUUGCAGCAUUUUACCCUGAAGCCUCUGGUUGAUCCAAAGGAUAUUGAUCCCACCCCAGUGGAUAAUGGGUUUGUCUCUGUCCCACCCUCCUAUGAGCUGUGUUUUGUUCCAGUCUGAAGAAAGCACUGGAAUCCCUCUGGGCAACACAGAUGGUUUCAGGCAUCUGUGUCACCUGUUACCUUCCCAGUCAUUACUAAUGAGAAUCCAAUCUCUGAGCUCUGUGUCUUCUCAAGUUUUCUGUCCUACAAGCUACAUUUUAAUUUCUCUAAUGGAAUAAAGCUCAUUGUUUCAUCACCAAUAAAAUUAUUUCUGUAAAACAA